AUGGGUAACUUAGAGUGGCAUGAGGCUGGUUGUGGGUUUGGAGUGCAGUGGCUUGUUGGAGGUGGGAAUGGUAGGAGAUCACGUAUUCCUACGAGUGUCUCCGAUGAAGGGGUUCAAACGUUUCAAAAAAAGGGCAAGUUAUGCCUUAGGUUCACAGGGCCUUUUGAGAUUCUCAAAAAGGUUGGACUAGUAGCGUAUCGUCUAGCCUUGUCUCUAACACUUUUAGCAGGUCACAACAUGUUUCAUGUCUCUAUUUUACGAAUAUCCAUUUUAGAUCCCACUCAUGUGCUGAGCUAUGAGAACCUAGAACUUCAGCUGGAUUUAUCAUACGAGGAACAAUCAGUUCAUAUUUUAGACAGGAAAGAUAAAGUCCUUCGAAACAGGACCAUAACUUUGGUCAAGGUGCUCUGGAAAAACACUAAAGUGGAGGAAGCCACCUGGGAGUUGGAGUCUAACAUGAGGGCUCAAUAUCCAGAAUUAUUCAUGUUAGAUUUUGAGGAUAAAAUCCUUUUCACAAGGGGAUAA
Messenger RNA from Cannabis sativa, 525 nucleotides. RefSeq lists its product as uncharacterized. NCBI's taxonomy places the organism in Eukaryota, Viridiplantae, Streptophyta, Magnoliopsida, Rosales, Cannabaceae. The transcript is spliced from 2 exons. The coding region runs from base 1 to 525 and encodes 174 amino acids. The record is from RefSeq and is a predicted model, not a curated record.